This is a messenger RNA of Staurois parvus, 294 nucleotides long. Lineage: Eukaryota; Metazoa; Chordata; Amphibia; Anura; Ranidae. The record is from the annotation of a GenBank genome assembly.
CUAAACCCACAACAGUACAAUCAGUCUGUAUAUGCAGUAAAGCAUGCUUGUUAUACUCACUCUGGAACCUAAGGGGUUAAUCCUCUGCAUUGUGUUAAAAGGAUGUUUGAUCUGGACUUCUCUGAUCCUCCCCUUCUUCCAUAACAGAGCCUUGGAGACGCAUUGCACAUGGUCAGCUUGGUGUGUAUUGCUAGAUAGUUUUUUUCUUUUUCUUGGGAGGCUGCAUGUGAUCAGCACAGGGCCAACCAGCACUGUCCAGACAGAGGUCAGGGUUUCUGCAUCCUCCUAGAGCAG